UCUGUUGGUGUUCUGAGAAAGUUCGGAAUCAUCGACGGGGAGGCCAUGAGCUUUGGCCUGUUGGCGUGCCAUUUUGUGACGCCUCGUGUAAACUUUCAUAAACAAUUUUUCUUUAAAUUGAUCCUGGCGAGCACGCGUGAUGUCGAAACGAAGGAUCGACGUUGUGGACCCUUACGUCAAGCGGAAAGCAGAUAGCACGACAAAUAAUACAACAAUAGCAUCUGUCGUACCAAAGGCACAGGUCCAACUUAAUCCAUAUACUGGAUUACCAUUUACACCACGUUAUCAUGAAUUCUAUAAGAAGAGAAUUACGUUGCCAGUAUUUGAAUACCGUGCUGAUUUUAUGAGACUCUUGGCCCAACAUCAGUGCAUUGUAUUAGUUGGAGAAACUGGUUCUGGGAAAACUACGCAGAUACCGCAAUGGUGCGUCGAGUAUUCAAAGUGUAUAGGUUCCAAAGGAGUUGCAUGCACAUGUCCGAGGCGUGUGGCGGCAAUGUCUGUUGCUCAAAGAGUUUCGGAAGAAAUGGACGUUGCACUCGGACAACAAGUAGGUUACAGUAUCCGUUUUGAAGAUUGUAGCUCCGCGAAUACUGUUUUAAAAUACAUGACAGAUGGUAUGCUUUUACGAGAGGGAAUGUCUGACCCGAUGCUUAAUGCUUAUCAAGUGAUUUUGUUGGAUGAAGCACACGAAAGGACUUUGGCUACAGAUUUGUUAAUGGGUGUGCUGAAGGAAGUUAUAAAACAGAGGAUGGACCUGAAACUUGUAAUUAUGAGUGCAACAUUGGAUGCUGGAAAGUUUCAACAGUAUUUUGAUAAUGCACCUUUAAUGAAUGUACCUGGUCGAACACAUCCUGUAGAAAUUUUUUACACGCCUGAGCCAGAAAGGGACUAUCUAGAAGCUGCCAUUAGAACCGUUAUUCAGAUACACAUGUGUGAAGAUGUAUCUGGAGAUUUACUUCUCUUCCUGACAGGUCAAGAAGAAAUCGAAGAAGCUUGUAAAAGAAUCAAGAGAGAAAUGGAUAAUCUGGGGCCAGAAGUAGGUGAAUUAAAGUGUAUUCCAUUAUAUUCAACGCUGCCACCAAACUUACAACAACGAAUUUUUGACCCUGCUCCGCCUACAAAGUCAAAUGGAGCAAUUGGUCGAAAAGUUGUUGUGUCAACUAACAUUGCCGAGACAUCACUAACCAUCGAUGGAGUAGUUUUUGUCAUCGAUCCAGGAUUUGCUAAGCAAAAGGUAUAUAAUCCUAGAAUCCGGGUGGAGUCUCUCCUUGUAUCUCCUAUUAGUAAAGCUUCCGCUCAGCAAAGAGCAGGGAGGGCGGGGCGAACUCGUCCUGGGAAAUGUUUCAGAUUAUAUACAGAGAAAGCUUACAAAAAUGAAAUGCAGGAGAAUACGUAUCCAGAAAUUCUUCGGUCUAACCUUGGAAGUGUGGUUCUACAAUUGAAAAAACUUGGAAUCGACGAUUUAGUACACUUUGAUUUUAUGGAUCCGCCGGCACCUGAAACGCUUAUGAGAGCCUUGGAAUUGCUGAAUUAUUUGGCAGCUCUGGAUGACGAUGGAAAUUUAACGGAUUUAGGUGCUGUCAUGGCAGAAUUUCCAUUAGAUCCUCAACUGGCGAAAAUGCUUAUUGCUUCUUGCAACCAUAAUUGCAGCAAUGAAAUUCUUAGCAUCACCGCUAUGCUGUCAGUCCCACAGUGUUUCGUAAGACCCAAUGAGUCAAAAAAGGAUGCUGACACGGCUAAGAUGAAGUUUGCUCACAUCGAUGGUGAUCACUUGACCCUAUUAAACGUUUAUCACUCAUUCAAACAAAAAUUCGAGGAUCCACAGUGGUGCUAUGAAAACUAUGUAAAUUAUCGAUCACUGAAAAGUGGAGACAACGUGAGACAACAACUCAGUAGAAUAAUGGACCGAUUCUACUUAAAGAGGACUUCUACAGAAUUUACAUCAAAAGAUUAUUACAUCAACAUCCGAAAGGCACUUGUAAACGGGUUUUUCAUGCAGGUAGCACAUUUGGAAAGAACUGGACAUUAUUUGACCAUAAAAGAUAAUCAAGUUGUGCAACUCCAUCCGAGCAGUUGUCUAGACCAUAAACCCGAGUGGGUAAUUUAUAACGAAUUUGUGCUCACGACCAAAAAUUAUAUUAGAACUGUGACUGAUAUUAAGCCUGAUUGGCUGCUGAAAAUAGCACCGCAGUACUACGAUUUGGAGAAUUUUCCAGAUUGCGAAGCUAAGGUACAAUUAGAAGUGAUUCAAGCUCGAUUAGAUUCGAAACAAUACCAAGAAGGAUUCUAACCUCGAUAUGUUCUAGAUACAUUUAGGAACGGUAUGAGCAAAUGUGGAAAUAGCGAUUUGCGUGCCGCUAGGUUUCAUUGUAAAAGUUCACGGCUUGUAAUUACUCACAGAACGGGAAUUUUCUACGUUUAAAGAGAAAUGAUUCGGCAUGCACUUUAGUAAGGGAAAUUCUAUUCGAUUUUGUGAUUCCGAUCAUCGAGGGUAAUGUAACGUUGAAAGGAUCGAAAAUUAGGUAUCUCCGUAACUAGGAUCUUAAUCCUUUUAACGCUCAGUUCCAAAGUGCAAACGUCGAGGAACAUACGCAAUUUGUCCCAUCUCGGGAGAAUUAAAGUCAAAAUCGUCGACAUAUUGAAGACUAGAGACACGCUUAUUACCCUGAAUUUUCGAUGGAAGAUAUUUAUGUACAAUAUCCGAGUGCGAAGGUAGCGAUAUAAAUUUAAGAUUUCAUGCAUAGAACUUGUUCAUACACAAUGUCACGUUAGAAAGAUUAGAAUAAUUUUUGUAUAUGCGAUGGAGGAGGGAAAAAAGGAUGGUUAUACAGAAAGCAUACAAAACGCUCACUUCACGUAGCGUAACGUGAACGUGCGCGAGCAGCUGCGUUGUUGCUUUCGAUUUUCAAACUUCUUAAUGUUCUCGAUCUUUUUUAUUGCUAUUAAUUUCAGAGGUUUGAUUAGUUUCUGUAUCGUAAACUACUUAUGUUUUUUAUUUGUAUAUGUUAUGAAACAUUCAACCCGCGUAACAAAAUUAUUAUAUUACAUGUUGCGUCUACUCAAAUCUGCAAGAAAAUACCUCAUGUUAUUUCAAGAUAGAAGAUUUCUACUAUCGGUUAAUUGUUUUUUUAUGCGAACCUAGCACUAACUGUUCUCUGUAGAAGUACUACUUCCUUUCUUGCUUUCCUUUCGCCGUUUUGCACUUUUAGAAGAAACAGAAAACACAAUCUAGAGAGAGAGAGAGAGAGAGAGAGAUAGAGAGAAACAAGUAGUAUAUAUGGACAGUAUAUAAUAGAAAUUGUAUGAACUUUCCACUCGAAUGUAUAAGUUAGAUCAGAUAAAGUUAAUGAUUACUCUAAUUUAUGAAAGUUAGUAUACUAUGUAUUGUAAAUUACCAUAGUGCUGUAUAUCAGCAUUGACCGUCAUUUUUCGUGCAGUUAAUAAUAAUAAAAAUAAUAAUAACAACAACAUUAAUAAGAACAAAAAUAAUAAUCAGGAUGUCACUCAAUAUGAGGUUUUUAAUUUGCGACGAAUUGCAUGUAUCCCAAUUACACAUAUACGCGACAUAUACCCCAUGCACACAUUUUCAUGUAUGCAUUUCUCUCUCAUAUUAUUAUGUACACUGACGAAAACGGUUCAAUACUUGUCCUAAUCCUAAAUAUUUCUGAGAAUGAGUUAAUUUGCCUUUGUCGUUAGAAAAGUCAGUUAGUUUUCGGUUUUGUACAUAACGAUCUGCACGAAGUGCAAGUGUGGAUAAAUAUAUUAAAUUUAUAAUCGCA
This is a messenger RNA of Orussus abietinus, 3779 nucleotides long. It is a transcript of the gene Dhx15, whose product is annotated as putative pre-mRNA-splicing factor ATP-dependent RNA helicase PRP1. Bases 140 to 2290 code for a protein of 716 amino acids. Gene Ontology annotation, cellular component: spliceosomal complex; intracellular anatomical structure. Gene Ontology annotation, molecular function: ATP binding; RNA helicase activity; RNA binding. The record is from RefSeq and is a predicted model, not a curated record. The transcript is spliced from 9 exons. NCBI's taxonomy places the organism in Eukaryota, Metazoa, Arthropoda, Insecta, Hymenoptera, Orussidae.